AUGCCGCGCUUGAUUCCACGCCUGCUCGAGAGUCUCAAAGCAACCGCAAACACGCCUACUGGAAAGAAAGUAAGACCGAUCUACCCAGCUUCCCGAGGCAGAGUGUCCCUACGGCAGCCUGUGCCCCCAUCUCCUGAUUUCUUCUCUAGCCGAACACGGUCCAUCCUACUUGACCAGCAAAAUCCAGUCCUUCAUCCCAAAGACUUCGUUCAGCACAAGUCAUUGCCCCCUCGCGUCAGGCUACACAGAAACCACCGGAAGCGGGUCGUAGAGAGAGAUGGCACUGUCGGAGUUGAUGUUCCUCGGGAGAUGCUGGCCAUUGAGAGACAGUGGUGGGCAAAUCCAUAUCUCAGAAUGCUCUCCACCCCCCUACGACGAUGCACUAUGACCAUGCAGCACCUACCAACAGAUUUCCUCAUCCGCCUAUCGCCCAGACGAAUAACACCGCCUCGAACGUCAUCCCAACGUACAACGUACGCUUUGCUUCCCGAUGGCCUGGAGCACCCAAAAUUCAAGAAUUUGUACUCUCGCAAAGGCGUCUAUAUUUCCUGCCGCAGGGACGUACUACCACAUCUGAAUUCACUCAUGCGUGCUCCGCUCGACGUGAAGAUCACACCUACCCGUGCCCUCCCCUUCUAUGUUAGCCAUCUCCUCCGUCUUCGAGUCCUCCAAGACCUUGAAAUUCUCACCGCCCAACUCGAAGCGAAUCCUGCUAAUGCGGAGUCUGUACCUCUCCUCCGCCGACUGACGCGCAGGGAAUUGAAGGCUAUCCGCGAGACCAACAUCAUUCCUUUCGAGGGAGCUGUCGCAGUUCUGAUAGUCCCACCUGUCAAUAGAGAUCCCAGUACGAAAGAACGCGUAGCACCUCAUGCGUCUUCGCUGCCUGAACAUGACCAUGUCAUAGCUCCCACAACGCGUACUUCGCCGCAGGUCUCUUCUCUCCCAAUCUCCGUCCUCCAUCCUACCUCGUCGCCGGAGGACUACGACAGCGUUUCAGACUUUAUCACUCCAACCCAGAUUCCCUUAUAUAACGGCGCAUCUCUGUUCCCUUCUAAAGGCCAGCGUGCAGCGCUCCACAGUCGACUAUCCAAGCUCCUCCUCGUUGAGCGAAGGGCGCGCUACAAACAGCAUGGUCGUAUAAACAGCUCCGACAAGAUGCAUUACCCCCAAAAGGACGACAAGUGGGCUCGUGGUGACGAGAAGGCUAGUCACGCGUUCCUGCUCUACUCGACGGGCGAAUCCGUCAAAAGAGCGGAUACCGUGCCCCUCGCAAUCGCGCUAUGGAGGUUGAGAAUGUGGGAGAAACAUGACUGGGAGAACAACGAUAAAUGGGCAUCCAUUAUUUAA
Molecule: messenger RNA, 1347 nt
Organism: Heterobasidion irregulare TC 32-1
Lineage: Eukaryota; Fungi; Basidiomycota; Agaricomycetes; Russulales; Bondarzewiaceae
Exons: 4
Coding region: 1-1347 (448 amino acids)
Source: RefSeq, a predicted model, not a curated record